AUGAGAGUUGCCGAGGUUCUCUCCGAUUUCCGGACCUUGCAGUUCUACAUCGCAGCGGCGCCUUCGGAACCAGCCAACAUGGAAGACUACUGGACCGAGGGUUGGGCGGCACUGCGGCAAUGCUCUCUCGACGGGCAGCACAUCCUCAACUGCGCGGCCGACACGAGUGUUCCGCAGGCAAGCGGCGGGUCGGUCGAACAGGACAAGGCCGAGUUGAAGCAGUGUUUGCUUGAUGCCUUUGCCAGAAGGCACGAGUGUCAAAAGAUCUACUUACGCCAGGCUGCUGCCCAGCGGUGGAUCAGCCACCGGGAUAGCAUCCUGCAAGGCGAAAGGCCGAACUCAAGGAACGAGUCUCAGCUGAGAGUGUGUGAUCAACGGUUGAGAACUGAGCUCUCGAUGGUCACCGACGAUGCGAUUUAUGCUGAGCUACAUGCCUCUGACUACGCAAUGGGCCGCUGGACGGCCGAGGACCCCAGCUUGCGAGGCGUACAGCGCUGGCUCCGCGCUCGACGACCUGCAGCAUGA
Molecule: messenger RNA, 525 nt
Organism: Colletotrichum navitas
Lineage: Eukaryota; Fungi; Ascomycota; Sordariomycetes; Glomerellales; Glomerellaceae
Exons: 3
Coding region: 1-525 (174 amino acids)
Source: RefSeq, a predicted model, not a curated record